Molecule: messenger RNA, 4737 nt
Organism: Clonostachys rhizophaga
Lineage: Eukaryota; Fungi; Ascomycota; Sordariomycetes; Hypocreales; Bionectriaceae
Source: the annotation of a GenBank genome assembly
AUGGAACAAUCUGCCGUUGAUCAGACACCGGUCAACGGGGUGUAUGUUGACAAAGGUGCCAACAGCACCGCUCAAUUGGUCCUCAACAUCUUCUUCGAGUAUGCCCUCAAUAAGUUUGAUGACUCCCAGGAGCGGAUGGCUGAAGGAGCAGCCAAGUUCUUGUCAGUCAUUGACAAGUUCAUCCUCUCUGGCAAGACAAUUGAGGCCUGCCUCCCGGCCUUCCCAUUUAAGUCUGCAAACAAGGUAUACAAGGUCCUAGGCAGCCUACCUGACAAGGCUGAGGAGCUUGCUCUUGAGCGGUUGAAUACUAUAUGCAAAAGAGUUAGGGAGAUAUACCCACCUGGUGCGAAGAUAACUAUCAUCUCUGACGGAAUCACUUAUAAUGACUUGCUCUCCAUAUCUGACCGCGAAACAUGGGCCUACGGAGAAGCCUUGCGCGAGAUGGCUGUUGAGAAGGGCUUCACUUAUAUUGAAUUUGCCAGAAUGAAGCAUCUUCUUGACUUCCCCAUCCCCGACGAGGAACUUCGCGAGAUCACCUAUGUCGCUAAUUGUACCAACUUUCGGCGAUUGCUCAUUAACACAUACGGCAAGGACGACCUUGAUAUUGAUCAAGAGAUCGCGAAUAACCCCGAUACUCGCCUCACCUACCUUGGCUAUCGGCGGUUCCUCGAAUCAGACCUCAAGUACAUCUUCCCACCCACUAAAGAUAGGACCAAGAAUGGCUACCGGAGAGAUGUAAGAUUUCUGGCCAAGCAAAUGCUGAUGCGUGGAUAUGCAUUCGCGGGGGCUAUCCAGGUUGCAUUCCCGAAUCACUUACGACUCUCAAUCCAUGAGUCGUUUGGUGCGAAUAAGGUAUCAAUUAGUCUUCUCAACACAAAGACUGGCUUCACGACGCCUUGGCACUGUAGUGUCGCCCUCCUAGCCAACGGAGAAUGGGUUAGUGCGCCCAUGAGUGAAUUCAAGAGAGAGCCCAGGCUGGAGUUGGUCUACGAGAAUGACCGACCAAGCUACUUCAAGGAAAAGCCCACCGGUGAUGAUGGACUCACCAUUGCCGAAUUGUCAGCAAGCUUUCUUCGGGUCCCGAAACGCAACAGUGAAGAGUAUAGCGGGUUCUCUUCUGGAGUCAGUGACACAUCGAUGCAGAGUGGACGGUCCUCACCUGUCAAUGGAAGUGCGACCAGCGUUGGUUCUGGGAGCGACAUCUCUUCAAAGAUAUCCAAGAAAUCCAAGAGGUCUUCCUUGAGAUCUUCUAAAAACUCCAACGACUUCCUCCCUUAUGGAAAGAGACUUGUUCCUCAGAUCAUGGAUGACCUAGCCGACACUGAGCCAUUGCGGACCGUAUUCUCGCUCGCAACACUCUCCGGAAAGUCCAUCCAGCUGAGAUAUAUCUCUGCGCGGGAAUUCACUAAUGCAGUAAACAAGACUGCGUGGUGGAUUCAUAACCAAGUGGGAAAGCCUGACUCAAUCCGGCCUAUUGGUUACAUUGGACCUCAUGAUCUGCGCCAUGUUCUACUAACCCACGCAUGUUCCAAAGCUGGUUACGCAACUCUGUUUCUCUCCCCUAAGAACACCUUGGAGGGUACAUUAGCAGUGCUUGACGCCACCUCUUGCAACGUCUGGGUAAAGCCGGGGGAGUUGGCUACUAUCCCUCUAGUUAAGGAUGUUCUGGAGAGACGCCCUAUGAAGGUUCUCGAACUCCCUUUACUAGACGAUCUUCUUAAUGCCGACUCCACUCCUCCUUUCCCAUUCACAAAGACAUUUGAAGAGGCCGUCAACGAACCGUUCUGUUUUUUACAUACUUCGGGGUCAACUGGUCACCCCAAGCCCAUUCCUUGGAGUCAUGGGUUGAUUGGCACUAUGGAUGCUAUACAAAUCCUCCCACCGACUGAAGGCGACGACGGUCUGUUGCCAUGGACUGCUGAUUGGAAGAAAGGGGAUAGAAUUUAUUCUUCAUUCCCCAUGAGUCACGGUGCUGGUGUAAUUAUGGACAUACUAUUGCCUGCCCUCCUUAACUUACACUGUGUCUUGGGGCCCGUUGGUGUUCUGCCCAAUAUGAAUCUGAUCGAGUCUCUCGCGGAGCAAGCCAAGAUUAAUAUUUGGAGCAUGGUGCCCUCGCUUGUUGACGAGCUCGGCGAGACGCCCGAUGUCCUGGCGAAAUUCAAAUCUUCGAAAUUCAUUUGCGCAUCUGGUGGCCCAGUCAGUCCCAUUAGCGCCGGAAAAGUGAACGAGGUGAUUCGGGUCCUUAACUUGACAGGCACCACAGAAGGUCUCUUUAUUGGCAACCUUGUAGUGCCAAGAGAGGAUUGGUGGUGGUUCUCCUUUCAUCCAUACUCUGGCUUCGAGUUCAAGGAGAUUGAGCCGGGGACUUACGAGCAUUGGGUCCACCGUAACGAACAUUGGCCUCUGUUUCAGGGCAUAUUUCACACGUUUCCAGAUAAGGACUCUAUUAACCUCAAGGAUCUUUACAAAAGACAUCCCACGAAGCCUAAUCUUUGGGCUUUUAAGGGAAGAAGCGACGAUCUCGUUGUUCUGUCUAAUGGUUAUAAGAUCUCACCUUUGGAGACCGAAGCGUUCAUCAGCACGCACCCCGCCAUUGAUGGUUGUCUAGUUAUUGGGACUGGGAGGCCUCAAGCGGCCCUUCUCAUUGAGCUGAAAGACCCCUCAUUAAAGACUGAUGAGAAGCUGCUGGACAGUAUCUGGGAGACCGUCCAGAAAGCGAACUCGCAGUCUCGGCACAAGAACCAGUUACUCAGGGACUUCAUUACCUUUGCUGAGGCCGAUAAACCCUUCAUUCGCACCGACAAGAGAACCGUGAAGCGACCGGCAACGCUGGCGCUGUAUGCCGAUUUCAUCGAGAGAUUUUACAGCUCUCGAAAUGACGAUUUGCCUGCUACCGCCAUGGAUACAAGCUCCGUUGAAUCAAUCCAGCGCUCAUUCCGCAGUGUCCUUGAGCACACGCUGCCUGGUAUCCAGGAAGCUCCCGCCGACGCUGAUUUGUUUGAGCUCGGCCUCGACUCACUGGGCGUGUUUGCAGCCGUGAAGACAAUUCGUGCCGCUACAGGUUUGAAAGACAAGUUCUCCACUCGCUACAUAUACUCGAAUCCCACGAUUUCCACCGUAUCUACCGUCAUACACCGGCUCGUGGAGGAAAUGGAGGCGGAGAAGAAGAGUAGCGCUGUUCCCAAGAAUGCUGUCUCAGCCAACCUCAAUAGCUUGAUUGCCCAGCACAAGGCCAGGCAAUCUUUCCGAUUGAACUCACUGGAUUACGUCAAUCCAAACCAUUACAUGGGUCUCAUGUUCUAUUUUCCCCUGCAAGAAGGCGUCAGCUACGAGCAGGUUUUCGAGAAUCUUCAAGAGGGCCUCAACCGCACUCUGGAGCUCAUUCCUGCUUUAGGCGGGAAGAUGAUGAACUACUCUGAGCAGGAGUUCGGGUACAACAACAAGGGCGACCUUGGAGUGACGAUCCCUCCGCUGUCCAAGGCAGCAUCGGUUCGCAAUCGCCUGGUGUACAAGGAUCUGUCUGAUGUCCUGCCUGCCUUUGAGAAGCUGCGGGAAGAUGGAUUUGUCCCUUCUGCGCACAGGGACGAUCAGGUGCUGCCCGAUGACCCUUUCCCCAAGUUCCCCGCGAAUAUUCUGGUCGCUCAGGCCAACUUUGUCAAAGGCGGCUGUAUCCUGGCCGUUGAUAUGAAUCAUUGCUGUUUGGAUGGAAUGGGUGUUAUGAUCGCUCUGAAAGCCUGGGCCGAGAAUUGUAGAUACCUACAAGGUGACCAUUCAGCAACAUGUGAUUGGUAUGACCCUGAAAGCUUCAACCAUAGCUUGCCAGAGAUUAUCCACGAGCAAGAGGGUUGGUCCCGUCCCGUCGAGGAGAUAGAUCCGGGCACCUGGGGAUACUUGCCAUUCUUCCCUCCCGAGGGCACCUUGGAGUCAUAUAGCCCCAAAGAAGACGGCCUUCCUCGACCGCCUGUCUUCCCUCUGCAUUCUGUGUGGCCUCUGCCCCGCGCCGAGAGAGUGACGAAGACAACCUUGUUCAAGAUAUCUCCGGAGAACGUGCAGAAGCUGAAAGACGAAGUCCUCGCCGACCCGGAGGCCAAGGGAGCCAUUACGUCUAUUAGUGAUAUCGUACAGGCCUUCCUGUGGCGCUCUGCCAUUAGGGUGCGGUAUCGUGUGGCGAAGGAGCAGAAGGGGAGGACGUUCAGCCCGGACGAGAUGUCCAUCCUUGAAUUACCUACCGACGGCCGGCCCUACUUCUCAUCUCUCUUGCCUGAAACGUACAUGGGCAGCUUGCUUAUACUUAAUCGGUCGAGCAUGCCCAUCGAAACACUCUGCGCGCCGGAGACGACCAUUGGGCAGAUUGCAUAUCUGCUCCGUACUGCCGCCGCGAGAAUCACGCCGUCGCUUGUCCACGGCGCCUUCACCAUUCUGCAAUCGUUGACGGACCACAGCAGGUUCUCGACGGCCAACAUGGGUGUCGACCAUUUCCACGCCAUGAUCUCCAACAUGAUCCUGUUCCAGACCAGCGAGGUCAACUUUGGAGACAAUUUCUUUGGUAACAAUGGAUCCCCGGAGCAGAUGCGGCCUCAGCUGGAGCGGGGGAACGGCCGCUUCCGAUUCUUGAUCAUCCCUCCUAUGCUGAAGGACGGGGGCGUGGAAUUACUGUUUGGGACUUACCCGGAGGAGCUGGAGAUUUUGAAGACGGACGAGGAAUUCGUCAAGUAUGCAGAGUUUGUGGACGCGUAA